Molecule: messenger RNA, 422 nt
Organism: Staurois parvus
Lineage: Eukaryota; Metazoa; Chordata; Amphibia; Anura; Ranidae
Source: the annotation of a GenBank genome assembly
AGGGCCACAGGUGUAUAAAAUCAAGCACCUAGACAUGCAGACUGCUUCUACAAACAUUUGUGAAAGAAUGGGUCACUCUCAGGAGCAACAACUGAACUCAGUGAGUUCAAGCGUGGUACCGUGAAAAGUCUAUCCGUGCUACUUCCUUGCUACUAAAUAUUCCACAGUCAACUGUUAGUGGUAUUAUAACAAAGUGGAAGCAACUGGGAAUAACAGCAACUCAGUCACAAAGUGGUAGGCCACGUAAAAUGAGAGAGCAGGGUCAGCGCAUGCAGAAGUGCACAGUGCGCAGAGGUCGUCAACUGUCUACAGAGUCAAUAGCUAAAGACUUUCAAACUUUGUGUGGCCUUCAGAUUAGCACAAUACCAGUGCAUAUAGAACUUAAUGAAAUGGGUUUCCAUGGCCGAGCAGCUGCAUCCAAG